AUGAUGGCAUACGCCUGCUGUGUGAAGAGGCGAGUGGCGUCGGCGGGCCCGCUGUCCGAACACAACUCGGCCUUUGAUAUCCGGGCAGUGCGGGAGGCACUGGAGGCGCUUUGCGCACAGCGUCCUCCGUUUGGCCUGCUCGCCGACUUGAGUACGCUCGAAGGCAUCUUGCACGGCCUCGGCCUUCCCUCUGAGGCUGCCACUCGCGGCACCGGCGGCGUGCCGAACGCAUCUCACUCGAGACACAGCAGGACAGCCGCUGCAGCAGCUGCUCGGUCAGAGGCGUGCCGGAGACUCGCGGCGCGGUACGCCUAUGACUCACCGGUGGUGGUCGGUGGCGGCGGUCGUGCCCGCGGCGGCGCGGCAAGUCGGUGCGCGGUGGUUGGCUCGGGCGGCACUCUCGUCGGCAGCGGGGCGGGCGCCGCCAUCGAUUCGCACGAGGUCGUGUACCGCUUCAACCUCGCGCCGGCGGGCGAGCGCUGGGCGGGCGAUGUCGGCACGCGCACCACCUUCCGCCUCUUCAACGGCCAGUCACGGGCGGGCGCACGGCGCGUCAACGACUCUCGUGGCGCGACCCACCUCUUGUACUGCCCCUUUGACCGCUGGCUCGGUAAGUGUCUCCUCUCGGGCGUGCGCUGGCCGCCAAAGGGUGCGGUGGCCGCCAAAGGCUCUGACCGGCCCCGCCACCCGCGUGGCACGGGCAGCUGGCUGCUUGUGAACCCCGUCUUCUCGCUGCGGACCGCGGAGCAGCAGUGGGCGCACGGUGGCCGGCGAGGCCGGAUGGCGAGCACGGGGCUGCUCGGCGUCGCUCUGGCGGCGGCGGCGUGCGACCACGUGACGCUCUUCGGCUUCGGAAACGACUCGGACGCCGGCACCGCGGCGACGUGCGCCCACUACUGGGAGUGCUCGCGCAACCAGAGCCGCUACUUUGGCGGGAAGGCGGGCUACCACGACUGGCACGCGCAGUGGCGCGUCCUCUCUGACUGGGUCGCGUCGGGCAAUCUGUCCUACUGGACGCGGCGAGACUAA
Molecule: messenger RNA, 1029 nt
Organism: Emiliania huxleyi CCMP1516
Lineage: Eukaryota; Haptophyta; Isochrysidales; Noelaerhabdaceae
Exons: 2
Coding region: 1-1029 (342 amino acids)
Molecular function (GO): sialyltransferase activity
Source: RefSeq, a predicted model, not a curated record